Paraphaeosphaeria sporulosa is the source of this 584-nucleotide messenger RNA. RefSeq lists its product as uncharacterized. NCBI's taxonomy places the organism in Eukaryota, Fungi, Ascomycota, Dothideomycetes, Pleosporales, Didymosphaeriaceae. The transcript has a single exon. The record is from RefSeq and is a predicted model, not a curated record. Bases 118 to 522 code for a protein of 134 amino acids.
CGUUCGGGCUGGCAGAGCUGCAGGGGCAUGCAUCUAGAAUGACGGAUAAGUUUUGGGCCCUGAGCGGGAGGAUGGUGGAUGGGGUGGUGAGUGACUGACGUGGCGAGCGUGGGGCGGAUGAACGCACUGAGCUUCGCUUGUGCAUUCCCUGCACAGCACCGUGUUGCAACUGCGAAGAACCUCGGGGCCUCCCUCUCAAGCCGCGCAACGUGGGACACGGGGAGCGGACACCUGCGCUGCACCUCGUCUUCAAGGCACCGCUGUACAGCACAAGACCGCCAUGGUGCUUCGGCGGACGCUGCCACCGAUCGCGCUGCGCCCACCCGCAAUCUAUCCCCGGCCCUUGCGGGUGACGUGCAUCCAGUAAACCCACAGGCCGCCGCAAUUUGCAGCGACCAUCGAGUCUAUCGUCGAUACGGCUGGCGACGAAUGCCGUCAGCGAACGUGUCCCAAUCUCAGUGCCUGACGCUUCGCGCGGCUGUAGCAGUGUGGCUGACUAUCCCAGGAGGUGCAUUUGCGUGAAAAUGUCCCCAGGGACGACGUGUCCGCGCCGUAGAUAUGUAUUCGAUACAAGUCACGUUUUG